AAGAGCUUUACCACUUCAGCCAACAUCCUGAAGCGGGCCACUCUCCACUCCAACCCCUCCUUCUCCUCUCCUCUCCUCUCCUCCGGACCAACGCAUGGACUCAAGCAGCUUGAAAAGAAGGCAGUGAGGAAGGCAACUUUUCAGAAGAGAGAAGAUAAAUGGUGAGAGGGAAGUCUGCCGUUUGUUUCCUGGACUGCAGUGUUGGAGUUUACAAUAGAAGGCAAUCCCCUUUUCCUGUCUGUGUUUUCCGUCCGCCCUCACGGGGACCAGCGGGAGCAGGAACUGGGGCUGAGGAAGACUUCUGGAUGCAACAGCAAAGAAGAGAAGAGGAGGACCAGCCAAAAAGAGGAGAAGUGAUAAAACAAGAGACAGGAGCAGCAGGGGUUGGACUGAGAAGACAGGAGGAAGACAGAGUCAGAGUCUUGUGGGACUUUUUUAACAAGACACAGAAAAAGAUAAAGGAGAUAUAAAAAGGACCAAAGGUGCAACUCAUCUGACUUCUCUGCUCUUGCCAGGAGGAGCAACCUCCUUCCUCCCCUCAUCCUCCCUUCCCUCCCCUUUCCCCUUUCCCCUGACAUGGGCCGCCUGCUGGCCCUGACCUUCGCCUACCUGGCCUACCUGCUGGCCGCCGCCGCCAUCGGCUCGGAGCGCCAACAGCACCGCGUGCAGCACGGCCACUGCAGCUACACCUUCAUCCUUCCCGAGGUGGAGCACUGCCAUCCCUUAAAGGACUUCCAGGUCACCAACACCCUCCAGAGCGACUCCCCGCCCGAGGAAGAGCCCGAUACAAGCCAAUCCAAGCCGGGUAAGGCCCAAAAGGAGAGGCCUUCCUGGCAGGAGAGGAAGCUAGAAAACCUAGAGAGUGCCAUGGAGAAUAAUACCCAGUGGCUGCAGAAGCUGGAGAACUUCAUCCAGGAGAACGUGCGCUCUGGGAUGGAGGAAAUGAAAAGAACCGCGGUGCACACCCAGACAGCUGCCAUGCUGGAAAUGGGAACCAACCUGCUCAGCCAAUCGGCGGAGCAGACCCGCAAACUGACAGACGUCGAGACCCAGGUGUUAAACCAGACAAGUCGCCUGGAGAUACAGCUGCUCGAAUACUCGCUCUUCACCAACCGGCUGGAGAAACAUAUUCUCCUGCAGACCCAGGAGAUCUCACGCCUCAGUGAUAAAAACAGUUUUCUGGAGCAGAGGCUCUUAGCGCUGGAGGCUCGGAACGGGAGGGAGCUGCAGGGCUUGCAGAGCGAAAAGCAGCAGCUUCAAGAGCUUCUGGAGAGGCAGAGUCGCCUGGUCAGCCAGCUGCAGGGUGAACUGAGCAGCUCCACGCUCAACAGCACCUCACUACAGAGACAGCAGGCCGUGCUCACAGACACCGUCCAGCAGCUGCUGGCUAUGGUCAACCACUGCAAUGAAAUCUCCAAUAUGCCUAAGGAGGAGCCGCUCAGUUUCAGGGACUGUGCAGAGAUCCUGCGAUCUGGAGUGACAGAGAGUGGAAUAUAUGGCAUACGCCUCCCUAACUCCACGCAGACUGUCAAGGUGUUCUGUGACAUGAAGACUAGAGGCGGCGGCUGGACGGUGCUGCAGCAUCGGAGAAACGGCUCCGUAAACUUCCAUCGUGGGUGGAGAGAUUACAAAAUGGGCUUUGGAGAGCCGUCUGGGGAGCACUGGCUGGGGAAUGAUAUCAUCCACAAGCUGACCAGCUCCCAGGAAUGCAGUCUGCAUGUCCAGCUAAGAGACAGAGAGGGGAACGAAGCUUUCUCACAUUACGAUCGCUUCUACAUAGAUGGAGAGGACAACAACUACAGCCUUCAUGCCGAGGGCUUCAGUGGCACAGCUGGACGGACCACCAGCCUCACCCACACUGGCACCCAGUUCAGCACCAAGGACAGAGACAACGACCGCUGCACCUGCAAGUGCGCCCAGCUCGCAUCAGGAGGUUGGUGGUUUGAGGCAUGCGGUCCAUCCAACCUGAAUGGCAUAUAUUACCCCAGCUCCUCCAGCGUGGUUCGCUACAACGGCAUUAAGUGGUACUAUUGGAAGGGUCCGAAUGUAAUGGCUACCAUGACGACCAUGAUGGUGCGUCCGGCAAACUUCUGAGGGCGUAGCUCGUUCGCGAUGUCAGAUUGUGAAGAAGUGAAUGUCGCCUGCGAUGAACAGUAUGAACUAUAUCCAGGAAUUGGUCAAUUUUGGGAGGAAAUUUGAGUCCGACUGUUGGUGGUUUCAGCUUCUGGACAUCUUGGAGAAGGGUUUUAGCAAUUGCCUGGGGACACGUGGACUUUCAGGAAAUGACUGUGGUUUUUGUGAAUUCCAGAGUGAGAAAUUCAACCAACAAUAACUAGGGAUGUCACGAGAACUGAUACUUUGGUACCGAGUCGAUACCAAAAUUCUGAAAACAUAACAGUGCUUGUUUUUCUUACAGUACCGCAGGUACCACAGGUAUUGUCAGGGCUCGGGAUUAACAGUGUCCCGGCGACGAUAGAAAAUGUGUUUGGGAGGCAGUAAACUCAUUAUCUAUGCGUCCAGGGGGCGCACCCUACUUUUCCCCUGAUAAUGCUAGAUUGCGAACAACAAAUCUGUGUUGAAAUCGGCAGGACGAGAGCCAGUUAACGUUAACUAGCUCUCGUCCUGCCAAUUUCAACAUGGGAGGUGCCAUUGAUUUACAUUAUGAUGCAUUCAAGCUCUAUUCAGUGAAAAGGGACGAAGGGAAAUUCUAACAUUAUGAUGUAUUCAAAUGUAAUCUUGUCAAAUUUAGUUUUUGGCGAGAAACUUGUAUAAAUACAAUUUUUUUAAGGAGAGGUUUUCACAGCAAUUGUAUACAAUUUCACUGGUAUUGGUAUUGACUACUAAAUUUCUGGUAUUGUGACAUCCCUAACAAUAUCUAUUCACAAACGCUGCCCAGACUAUAUUUUAAUAAAGAUUGUUCAGCUGGUAAUGAGGGUAUGAGCUUUGCUACAGAUGACAAAAACACAACUGAUGACAUCAAAUUACGCAGCUAUGUAUACGACCAGUUACUCAAACCAAAAUACAAUCCAACUGAUUAAUGGAUAAACCUUUAGAGACACUUUAUUGCAAUACAUAUUUUUAUAUUAAAGGAAUAAAACUUAGGUUGUGUUUUUGUGUGUUUGAUGUAAAUACAUGUGACCUAACUGCAAUAAUUCACAGACACAUCCUUGUAUAUAGUUUACAGAAAGUCAACUGAUUAUACUCUUACUAUAAAGUCUUAAUUUCACAC
Messenger RNA from Sebastes umbrosus (honeycomb rockfish), 3229 nucleotides. It is a transcript of the gene angpt2b, whose product is annotated as angiopoietin 2b. The record is from RefSeq and is a predicted model, not a curated record. Gene Ontology annotation, molecular function: receptor tyrosine kinase binding. NCBI's taxonomy places the organism in Eukaryota, Metazoa, Chordata, Actinopteri, Perciformes, Sebastidae. Gene Ontology annotation, biological process: Tie signaling pathway. The coding region runs from base 577 to 2094 and encodes 505 amino acids. The transcript has 9 exons.